Brassica oleracea var. oleracea is the source of this 507-nucleotide messenger RNA. RefSeq lists its product as uncharacterized. The record is from RefSeq and is a predicted model, not a curated record. NCBI's taxonomy places the organism in Eukaryota, Viridiplantae, Streptophyta, Magnoliopsida, Brassicales, Brassicaceae.
CAGAUCCAGAUCGUACGGUGACGGAAGAACGUCAGACCGGAGAUACGACGGUCCAGGUUCACUCGGUGGUAAUGGUAUGCAAGAUCUCAGGUCUUACAGCACUUCCUACACCGAUCACCCGACCUGGAUACCCGAAGAUAACCCGAAUCAGAAGAAAGGAAAAUCGUCGUCUUCUUCAUGGGGAUUUGUGGAUCCAGAUAUAAAGAGGAAGAAGAGAGUUGUGAGUUACAGAGCUUACACUGUUGAAGGUAAGCUUAAAGGCUCUUUCAGAAAAAGCUUCAAGUGGGUUAAAGAUAAAUGCAGCAAGUUGCUCAACUAAGCAAAUCUGCUUAAGACAAUCAAACUUUUUGUGGGUUUGAUAUGUUAAGCUCGGCGGUUUCCAUUUAGUUUAUACUACCUUUUUAUCCAUUUUUGUCUGUGUGGGUGUGUUCGGAUCUCUUAAUUUGUGGUUGUGAUUGUGUAGCAAAAGAAAAUAAAAAAUAAUAUAGAUAUGCUAUUAUAGAUGAA